AUGACGUGCCAAAGCCAUAGCAAUUGUUGAUUUCCCGGCAAAAGGAGCUCCAAUAAUAAGAAUUCGAAGAGGCUGCUUAAUAUUUUUUGCUUCGAGGUAUUCUUUGGCCAAUCUAUCAAUAUUUGCUAUUAUUCCAUCUUCACAUUGCCAUGGAAUUUGAAGAUCUUCGUCAAGUGUUGGCGUAUUGAUGACAAUGUCCAUCAUAAGUUGGUCAACUUGAACUUUAGAAACAUCUCUGAGACGCAACAGAUCAAAUUCGUUAAGAUUGCGAACCUCCCCAGUGCUGAAUUUCCUAGAAAUUGAUUCAAUUAUUGAUCCCAAUGACGUUUCACUGCGGUCCUUGGCCACCACAUACCGUGAUCUUGGGUGAUUUUCAAACACUGCUUGCACAAUUCUUGGGAGGUCAGAUCGACCAUUGGCUAG
This is a messenger RNA of Rodentolepis nana, 423 nucleotides long. The record is from the annotation of a GenBank genome assembly. Lineage: Eukaryota; Metazoa; Platyhelminthes; Cestoda; Cyclophyllidea; Hymenolepididae.